UUCUAAUAUUAUUUAAAAAGAUAUAUGAAUGAUAUAUGUACUACAUGUAGCUGUUAGUCCGUCCGUCUGUCCCAACUUUAUUUUCCGGACUUCCUAUCACCAUGCUUUGAUUUGGGAAGCUGGAAUUUGGUAUGUGACUCACUGCUGAAUGUUUACAGACCACGUUUCACCACAGUUGAGGGAUUUCUACGAGAUUUAUGGGACUUUGUACUGAAUGCAGUUUUCUGGAUUUUUCUCUACAAUGCAUUAACUUCGGAAUCUGAAAUUAAUUUAUGUGGUUAUCGAAUGAGUUCAAAUGGGCAUACGAUUCCUUGAAUAAUCUAAUAAUUUUACAGUCUCAAUUACACCAUUAUACAUGAAAACAUCUUUUGAUGCAUAACCUUUUGAAGUUAUUUAUUUAUUUAUUUAUUUUUUUUACAUUCACUUGCAAUUUCCAGCGUUCACGAUUAUUGACCUGUCUGUCAGGCAGUCUGUCCCACUUCGUUUUAUGCAUAUUUUUCAUCACCCUUUGAUUUAGAAAGCUGAAAUUAAGUAUGUGGUUUACUACUAUAUGUUUAAAGAUCUAGUUUAAGUUUCGACACAGUUGAUUGAUUUUUAAGAUAUUUAUGGAACUUUGUACCGAAAAUAGUUUUCAGAACUCCCCCCACCAUGCUUUAACUUAGAAAUAUGCAACUUAAUACGUGGUUAUCUAAACAGAUGAAGUUUCCCUUAUGUUACGGUUGACCCAUUGUAACAAAAAUUGUUAGACUUAGUUGAAUGAACUUCUUCACUUUAGUUUUUCAGACUUUUUUCACCAUGAUUUGAUUUAGGAAGAUGAGAUUUGGUUUGUGAUUUAUUAACAUAUGUACAUGUAUACAGAUCAAGUUUAAGUUUCGGCUGGUGGACUGAUUUUCACGAGAUUUAUGGGACUUUGUACCGAAUGUAGUUUUCUGAACUUUUCUCUACAAUGUCGUAACUUGCAUUUAGGAAAUCUGAAUUUUUAUGUGGUUAUUGCAUGAGUAGAUACACAUUAAGUUUCACUUUCGUUACAGUUCUCAUAAUCCUUGUACUCUCUCUUGUUCUUUGAAUUUUUCAUGGUGUGAGACCUCUGUAAUUUAAGGCAUACCGAUUUGUUACCGUGCCCGUCCGAUUCACCGCAUCUAAUUACAAGAGAUUGAAAAGUAUACCAUUUUCUGGUAUUAAAUAUAAUAUCUACCCGCUCGUCCAAAUAUACAUGGUCUACAUAAAUGACAUCCUUCAAAUAAAUAGUGGUGCCGGUUGGGAACAUGUAUUGCUAUUGCAAUACUCUCAGAACUUGUUUGUGACGGAGAAACUUCUAAUUCAUAUAGCGACAUAUUAAUCAGAUUGUCUAAAACCAUCUGGCGGCCGAUAAUGAUGAAUGGGGCUACAAUAUCCUUGGUUCUGUGAAUUUUAAAGGUUGAAAUACAUGUACAUGUAGCUACGAGUUACCAACCCAAUAUGAUAUUUAUGUAUAACAUCUGAAUGAGGAUAAAAUCUUUAUUCUACAUACAUGACAGUAACAAGGCUUUAUCAAGAAAUCAAACAAUCAAAACUUUAAUUAAGAUCAGUAUCACAUUUAUACUAGAAUGAUCAUUAUGAGGUAGAUAUCAUAUAUAUAUAUGAAGCAGGUGAUCCUUCAUCACCACCAGAAUCCAGACCAUGAACUAUCUGACUGUCACUGUGUAUCUAGCUAGUCUGUUGGCGGUGGUUGAGCCACACGGGUAUAUGAUCGAGCCUCCCCAGCGGUCCUCCAUGUGGAGGGUGUACCCGGGAUUUCCUCCCAACUACAACGACAUGGAACUAUUCUGUGGAGGAGUAACGAAACAAUGGGAAGAAUUUGACGGGAAGUGUGGAACGUGUGGAGAUGCCUAUGAUGCAGAAGUACGCGAGAACGAGGCUGGUGGAAUGUACGCAUCGGGUGUGAUUGGUCGAAACUACACACGUGGACAAGUCAUCAAAGUUGGGAUUCAAUUAACAGCAUCUCACUUGGGCAACUUUCAAUUCAAAAUUUGUCCCCAUAACAACCCGUCCGUACCCGUGUCGCAGGAGUGUCUAAAUCAACACAGAUUGAAUUUAGCAGGAACAAACGAACAUCACUUUUAUCCUGAAGAAACGGGAUAUUACGAGAUAGAACUCCAACUCCCACAAGACAUGACAUGCUCACAAUGUAUUCUUCAAUGGCACUACACCGCAGGAAACACAUGGGGCUGUGCACCAGACGGGGAUUGCUGUCUUGGGUGUGCCUCAAGACAAGAAACAUUUAUCAACUGUGCCGAUGUUGCGAUAUUCGAUAAUGACGGGACGGUGCCCUCUACAGCAGCACCCUCAACUGCAAAGCCAACCACCACUGCUCCGACACAACCCUCUAGUACAGAGGUACCAACCCAAGCCCCCACAACACCAUCCCCAACUACACUCGCACCGACCCAAGCACCAACAACUACUUUACCAACACACGAGACAACAUCCGCCGGAGAUGUGUUAAUGGACUGCCCACUUGAUUAUACUUUGAUGUGUGACGGCGUCGGAGAGCUCGCUGGAGAUCUAACACGACAACGCUUCUGUAACGACCACUGUCGCAAGGCAACAUCCAUAUGCACGUCACAGUAUUGUUCUUGUACAUGUCAAAAAAUAUCCUGCAAGGCUGUGGGUCUCUACAAGGGUUCAGAGCCUCAUGACGACUGGUGUCAAAUGAUGUGUACACAAGACUCCAGCCUUUGUCCUACUCUUGGCGACCAAUGCAGUUGUACUGAAGACGCCUAAUUCUUAUAUAUGUCGUAAUUCGAUAUUGAUCAUUAAAUAGUGUAUUGCUGAU
Messenger RNA from Ostrea edulis (European flat oyster), 2815 nucleotides. RefSeq lists its product as uncharacterized. The record is from RefSeq and is a predicted model, not a curated record. The coding region runs from base 1660 to 2763 and encodes 367 amino acids. The transcript is spliced from 4 exons. NCBI's taxonomy places the organism in Eukaryota, Metazoa, Mollusca, Bivalvia, Ostreida, Ostreidae.